Vigna umbellata (rice bean) is the source of this 1641-nucleotide messenger RNA. RefSeq names its product Cyclophilin-like peptidyl-prolyl cis-trans isomerase family protein. Gene Ontology annotation, molecular function: peptidyl-prolyl cis-trans isomerase activity. NCBI's taxonomy places the organism in Eukaryota, Viridiplantae, Streptophyta, Magnoliopsida, Fabales, Fabaceae. Gene Ontology annotation, biological process: protein peptidyl-prolyl isomerization. The record is from RefSeq and is a predicted model, not a curated record.
ACUCCCACACAACAACAGAUUAGGAAGGCACCCACUCACAAGGUGUCCUUUCUUCCCUGCUUCAAUGGCGUUCACUCUCUCUCCCUCCUUUAACCUUUCUCUAACUCGUAACCGAAUCACCUGCUUCUCCAAGGAGCAUCGCCGCCAAGUCAUCGCAAAGGAAGCGGUAGGAGACGUGACGCGUGCCAUGUCUGCGAGUGUUGUGGAGAGGAUAAUGAAACGGUUGAGGAGUGUGGUUCCAAUGGUGAUUGCGUCCGUUCAGAUUAGCGCUUUGGUGCCGUUGAUUGAUUACGCGGCGUCAACCGGUGCUGCCGAAGCAGUUUUGUAUUCGCCUGAUACGAAGGUUCCGAGAACCGGGGAGGUUGCUCUCAGAAGAGCCAUCCCUGCCAAUGCUAAUAUGAAGUCUAUACAGGACACUCUUGAAGAUAUUACGUACCUUUUGAGGAUUCCACAGAGAAAACCUUAUGGAACAAUGGAGGGGAAUGUGAAGAAAGCUUUGAAGUUAGCAGUUGAUGAAAAGGAUUCUAUAUUGGCCAGUAUACCAGCAGAACUGAAGAUAAAGGGCUCUUUGGUACAUGCAUCCCUGAUAGAGGGAAAGGGGGGCUUGCAAACUCUUCUUCAGUCUAUAAAGGAACAGGAUGCAGAUAAAGUAUCUGUGAACCUUGCAUCUACACUGGACACUGUAGCAGAGCUAGAGUUGUUACAGGCGCCAGGAUUAUCUUUUUUGUUGCCCGAGCAAUAUGCACAACAAUAUCCACGGCUUUCUGGGAGAGGAACUGUCGAGUUCACCAUUGAGAAAGGAGAUGGUUCAACAUUUUCCCCAGUUGGUGGAGAGCAGAAAAAUACAGCCACUAUUCAGGUUGUUAUUGACGGAUACUCUGCUCCAUUAACUGCAGGAAAUUUUGCAAAACUGGUGAUGGAUGGAGCCUAUAAUGGCGCAAAACUCAACUCUAUCAACCAAGCUAUUCUCUCAGAUAAUGGAGGUGAUAAAAACAGUGGUUACAGUGUUCCCUUGGAAAUAAUGCCCUCUGGACAAUUUGAGCCCCUUUACAAAACAACAUUAAGUGUGCAGGAUGGAGAACUGCCAGUUCUUCCUCUAUCUGUUUAUGGGGCAGUUGCUAUGGCUCAUAACGAAGCCUCUGAAGAAUAUUCAUCACCUUACCAGUUCUUCUUCUAUCUCUACGAUAAACGAAGUGCUGGUUUGGGAGGAAUAUCAUUUGAUGAAGGACAAUUUUCAGUUUUUGGAUACACAACCACCGGGAGAGAUAUUCUUCCCCAGAUAAAAACUGGUGAUAUUAUUCGUUCUGCAAAACUAAUUGAAGGCCAAGACCGUCUUGUAUUACCGAAGGAAAGUUGAGUAUAUUUGGCGGCGGUGUUACCCAAGUAGGAAAAAUAUUCAUUCUUUUUUAAUAUGUGGAUGGCAUAUGGCAUCAGCCUGAUUUUCUUGGUGUAGGUUGGGUUCUAAAUUAUGUAGAAAAUGAGUUGAAAUUUCUAUUUAAUAAAAAUCCCAUGGAACAGUGAAAUACAUUCUCCAGAAAAGGAAUCCCUUUCGGUUAACUAUUAUCCUUUAGUUUCUUGUAAAGGAGCAUAUCAUCUAUGGUUCUAUAUCGACCUCUUACUAAAAGAAUUAUAUAUUAUGUG